UUAUAUCUUCUUAAAACUUUAUGUAACCAUUGCUGGCGUGUCGUUGUCGUACCCACCCAUCAUCUUCUUCAUCCUCCCCAAAACACCGUCCGACCACAAAACACCCUCUUCAAAAUUCCCUCUAUAACUAAAGAAGCAUGCUUCACACCCUCUCCCUCUCCAUCCCAUCCCUCUCCAACCUCAAGCCCAUAUCUUCUUCUCUCCCUGCAAAUCCUGUACCUCUCUACCUCAAGUUCCGUACUUCCCACCGCGAGAACCUCCGCUACCUCAAAGCCCUCCGCAUACUCCACCCCUCCACCAAGAUCACUAAGCUCCCCUCCCCAGACGCCGUCGAUCACAUUCUCGCAACCGUACAUUUCCUCAAGUCCAAGGGCUUCACCGACUCAGACUUCUCACGUCUCGUCCUCCUUUGCCCCCAGCUCUUCUCCACCGCCUUCGAGCCAACCGACGUCACUCCGGUAUUCGACUUCUUGACUACGGAGUUACCCGCUUCACCCGAAGACUCAUGUGGAUUGAUCCUCCGGUGCCCAAGCAUUCUCUUCUCCGACGUCGAGUUCUGUCUCCGCCCGACGCUCAAUUAUCUGAGGAAGUUGGGGGUACAGAACCUGAGCACGCCGAGUAAUCUGAACGCGCAUCUUUUGAACAGGGUGGAGAAGCUGCGCAAGAAGAUUGGCUUCCUGCGGAGCAUAGGGUUCUCGCACGAGGAGGCGGCUAAGCUAUGCGUUAGAUUGCCGGCGAUAUUUGGUUACAGCCUUGAUAAUAAUCUGUGGCCAAAGUACAAGUAUUUGGUGAAUGAGAUGAAGAGGAGUGUGGAGGAACUGAAGAGGUUCCCGCAGUACUUCGCGUUCAGUUUGGAGAAGCGGAUAGUGCCGAGGCAUUUGCACCUGAAAGAAAGGAAUGUUCGCCUUCCAUUGAAUAGAAUGUUGCUUUGGGGUGACCAAAAAUUCUAUGCCAAGUGGAAGUGAAAUUUGGCAGUACUUAUUGUCCUU
This is a messenger RNA of Juglans microcarpa x Juglans regia, 989 nucleotides long. RefSeq names its product transcription termination factor MTEF1, chloroplastic. Gene Ontology annotation, molecular function: double-stranded DNA binding. The record is from RefSeq and is a predicted model, not a curated record. Lineage: Eukaryota; Viridiplantae; Streptophyta; Magnoliopsida; Fagales; Juglandaceae. Gene Ontology annotation, biological process: regulation of DNA-templated transcription.